CACCAUCCAGGCCAGGCCAGACUGCUUGGAAAACAAAUGUGAGCUCCUCAAGCCCUUUGGGAGAAUGCUUGCCAUCUGCAGCGGCUGCUGCCCCAAGCAGUGGCCCUAGAGUACAGGAAACUAGGACACCAUCAAAACGUGGAACCAUGGAAGGGCAUCGUGGCAAGGCCUCCACAUUUCUGAGGUGAUGGGAGGUGAGAGGCAGCAGCCCUAGUGGGGAGGUUCUGGGAAGGGAGCUUCCAUGAUUAUGGAUGGGGACAGGUUGGAGUGAUUAAGGCCUGGCGUAGACUCGGAACUGUACAGUUGGAAGGGACCCCCCAGGAGCCAUCUAGUCCAACCCCUACAAGGCAGGACUCGCCGCUAAAGAACAUAUGACAUUUUCACAAAGUUGAAUCCCUCACAGUUGUCUUUAGGUUAGAGGGUUAGAGUUAGAGAGUCGGGGUUAAGGGUCAAGGUGUUUGGGGCUUAUGAUUAGGUGCUAGAUUUGGGCUUUCAGUUAUUUCCAGGCUAUUAUUUCUAGGAAGCCACCCAGAUUGGCAGGGGCAACCCAGUCAGAUGCAUGGGGAAUGAAUUAAAUUGUUUGUUUGUUUGUUUGUUUGUUUGUUUCUACUUAUGGUGGCACCUGCCCACCUAGCAGUUCGAAAGCACCCCUAAGUGCAAGUAGAUAAAUAAGUACCGCUUUAUAGCGGGAAGGUAAACGGCAUUUCUGUGCGCUGCACUGGUGCUGGCUUGCCAGUUGCAGCUUUGUCACGCUGGCCACGUGACCCGGAAGUGUCUUCGGACGGUGCCGGCUCCCAACCUCUUGAGCGAGAUGAGCGCGCAACCCUAGAGUCAGUCACGACUGGCUCGUACGGGCAGGGGUACCUUUACCUUUACCAUGGUGGCAUAUCUUUCCAUCCACUGCUGCCAUCUGGUGGCACAAUUGUGUGCCUGCAGCCUCUUUCUCCCCAUUGCUGCCAUCUGGUGGCUUUGUAGUGUGCCUGCAAGCCUACUGCCAGUGUGGGUCCACCUGUCAUUGGCUCUGGCUCCACCUAUCAUUGGCCUCUCUGUCUUCGCCUUAUCAGUCUCAAUGGGCACCAGCUGCUAUUGAGCCCUGCUGAAUCCACUGUUGCUAAGUUAGUCUCUUAGCCACUAAGCUGCACACAAACACUUAGAAUCAUAGAAUCAUAGAGUUGGAAGAGACCACAAGGGCCAUCGAGUCCAACCCCCUGCCAAGCAGGAAACACCAUCAGAGCACUCCUGACAUAUGGUUGUCAAGCUUCUGCUUAAAGACCUCCAAAGAAGGAGAUUCCACCACACUGCUUGGCAGCAAAUUCCACUGUCGAACAGCUCUUACUGUCAGGAAGUUCUUCCUAAUGUUUAGGUGGAAUCUUCUUUCUUGUAGUUUGGAUCCAUUGCUCCGUGUCCGCUUCUCUGGAGCAGCAGAAAACAACCUUUCUCCCUCCUCUAUAUGACAUCCUUUUAUAUAUUAUACACACUUAUAAUACACACUUUGAUCCUGUGUGUGAAAUACUCAGAUUGACCUGAUCACACAAAAUGAGCUGAAAGAACUAUUAUAGAGCUGGCACUCUAUUGCAAUAGAGAUAUGAAACCCCUAAAGUGAAUUUCAUUCCUCCAGCUGACAGUGAUGAGGAAGGAAUUGGGGUGUGUGGGUGAACUAUAUUUUGUUGUGUGUCCACAGAGGAGACGGAGAGUGUCCCUGUGUGGUCCAACUGAAUAGCUCAAGUCAUGUGAAGUUGUGUGCUUCAUGCGAGCAUCCCUCUAUAACGUUGCUGCUCUCUGUAGUUGUGGCAAAAUGGUUGGACAUAAUAUUAUGUUUGCUGACUGGGAACAGUUAUGGACCACAGGUAUGAAGUUUAUGGCAUGUAAUGCCCUAAGAGAGAAUAUUAUGAAAAUGAUAUACAGGUGGUACAUGACCCCAGUCAAGCUUGCAAAAAUCUAUCAUUUGCCCGACAAUAAAUGCUGGAAAUGUAAAGAAACUGAAGGUACAUUCUUUCACCUUUGGUGGACGUGCCCAAGGAUUAAGGCUUCUGGGAAAUGAUAUAUAAUGAACUGAAAAAGGUAUUUAAAUAUACCUUCUUGAAAAAAACAAGAGGCCUUUCUUCUGGGCAUUGUCGGCCAAUUGGUGCCAAAGAAGGACAGAACUUUUUUAUGUAUGCUACAACAGCAGCAAGAAUACUCAUUGCAAAGUAUUGGAAGACACAAGAUCUACCCACUUUGGAAGAAUGGCAGAUGAAGGUGAUGGACUAUAUGGAAUUGGCAGAAAUGACUGGCAGAAUCCGAGACCAGGGAGAAGAGUCGGUGGAAGAAGAUUGGAAGAAAUUUAAAGACUAUUUACAGAAAUAUUGUAAAAUUAAUGAAUGAUAGAAUGAUGUUGGAUAGUAAUUAAGCGGUUUCCAGCUGUAAUGCUCUAAGAGAAUAUGAAAAAAAAGGGUUAUAAAUGGGUUAAAAUCUAAUGGCAAGGAUUUGCUGAACGAAUAAAUUGAAGUGGAAUACAAAAAAGGGAGGUACGAGGAGGUCUGGGAAACAAGCUAAAGGAAAAUAAGUAAUAGAAAAUAUGUGUGUUUUUAACUGUUUUUAUUUUGUAUUUUUCUUUUUUCUUUUUCAUUUUCACUGUAAUAUUUCAAAAAACCUUAAUAAAUAUCUUAUAAAAAAACAAAAUGGGCAUGAAUUGCACAGAGGUCUCUGUGGGAGACCGAUGCAUGGAAUCGGUGGUACUCUUUGUGUGGGCAACUUCCACCAUGGUUCUCUCAAUGGCAACGCUGACAGGCCUGCUCUGCUGAACAAACAGUCUUUAGUAACUUUGCCAUAAUAAAGUUGAGUCCCUGCUAUACCGAUCGGUGUUUUAUUACAAGGCUCCCAUUAAUUCAGUGUUGCUUGCCUGGUCUUUUCCCCCUAGGCCGACCACGGUCUUCUUGGCCUACAGUUGCCUCAAGGGCAGAGGAGGACGACGAUGACAACGGCGACAAUGACAAUGACAAAACCAUACUGUCCAAGGAGCAGAUCGAGGACCUCAAAAGGGCCUUUGAGAAAGGGAGUUUUUCUGACCUAUCCGAGAGGCUCCAAGACGCUCUUCACUUCCUGGAGAACAUCUGCCUGGAUGUGGGUGUCGCUGGUGAACCUGGAGCAGGCAAGUCCACCUUCAUCAACACCUUCCGGGAUCUGCACGAGGAGGAUGAGGGUGCUGCUCCUACCGGUGGGGCGGGCGCCAGUAAGGACCCUGUGGCUUAUUCACACCCCAAGUACACCAACGUGGUUCUGUGGGACCUGCCAAGCAUCAGUGCUCCUGGUUUCAGCGUGAGAACUUACCUGGAGGAGAUCAAAGUCUCCCGCUAUGAUUGCUUCAUCAUCCUUGCCUCUCAGCGCUUCACCUCUGCCCACGCCAAACUAUCUCGUCACAUCAAGAAAGCUGGCAAGGACGUUUACUUUGUCCUCUCCAAGGUGGAUGCGGAGCUGGAAGCUGCCCGCCAGAGCCAACCGUCUGGCUUCAGCGAAGCGGUGGCCCUGCAGAAGAUCCGAGAGGCCUGUGUGCAAGACCUCCAGGCCGAGCGAGUGAAAGCCCCCAAGGUAUUCCUGAUCUCCAGCGUUGUAGCCAGCAAGUACGACUUCCCCCUCCUUGGGGAGAGCCUCAGCGAGACCCAGGGUGUGCAGAAGAGCCACUCCUUCAUCUUAGCCACGCCCAACAUCUCCCACCGCAUCCUGGAGAAGAAGAAGGCCGCCAUGGUUGAGCACAUGUGGCUGGUCUCGGCAGUAGCCUGCGGCCAACAGGCUGUGCCCAUCCCGGCACUUUCGAUCGCAUGCAACGUGGACCUCCUGGCCAAGACCCUGCAGGGCUACUGCGUCAGCUUCGGCUUGGAUGAUUCCUCCUUAAGGAAAGCAGCUGAGCACACGGGGCAGCCUUUGGAGCAGCUCAAAGCCCUGGUCAAGUCACCGCUGGCUGUGGCCAUCACCGAGGAGCAAGUGGUGGAGCUGCUGAUGGAGGCAGCCAGCAAAGCGCUGAAGCUGCCCAGAGACCUGGUGCCAGUGGCUGAGGUGGGCCCGUCGUUCACCGUGGUGUACAAUAUGCUGAAGAUUUUUGUGGACGAGGCGGCGGCAGAUGCCCACCGGGUGCUGCUCAAAGUGUUUAUGAGCCACAGGCCUCGAAGUGAGUCAGACCAACAUGUUGUGAGCCCUGGAGGCAGCAGAGGGAUCUUCUCACCCACGGACACAGAAACAUAAUGUCUAGAGCAGAGAAAGAAAGCUCAUGGCCCAAACACUCAAGUAUUCCCUGUUUCUGUGGCUUCUUCUUGCAGAAGGUUCCUCUCCCAGAAGGUUCCUGCUCUUGCUUGAGAUGGUUAAAGCAGGAGCGACUCCCUCCCUCUCAGAAACAGACAGAAAUACGUUAUUAUGUCUCAGCCCGAAAUGAAUAAGGCAACCAGGGCCACAUUCACGCCAGACAUUUAGAGUACGCUGAUACCACUUUAAACCAUCAUGGCUUCCCCUAAAGAAUUCUGGGAGCUGUAGCUUGGUCAGGGUUCUGAGGUUUUUAGGAGGCCCCUAGUUCCACAGACUGGUGUUUGUUUUGAUUCAGAGGUAAAAAGUGGGUUUUCCUGUGGAAAGUGGUGGGACAAAAGAAAUACCCCACUCCUGGCUUGAUCCCGUGCUCACACAUCACAAACCUGUGCCUAGAAAUGGAGGCACAAAAUGGAAGUGUGAAUUAGCACCCAUGCUCCUCCAGCACCUUUUAAAAAGGUGCCACCCAGGAAAUUGCAGUGCUUGUUUUCAGAAAUUGGGUGUUCUGUUCAAAUUACCUAUACUGAUCCCUUUUUACUCAUCAGCCUCUGUUUUGGUGUCUAUUUUCCUCUUAAGAUGAUGAAGUACACCGCCUUCACCAUUAUUAAUUUUCCAAUUCAGAGCAAAGGGGUUGCUAGAAACCAGAGAAGUGUUGAAAGUGGUAAACACUGGAAAUUGGCGGAUAGCAAGGAAGAAAUAGAAUUAAGAACCCCAAAAAUUAGAAAGCAGAGGAGAAAAGAUAUAAAUGUAAUUAAAUUUACAAGGAGUAGAAUACAUCUCAGGAAUUCUAAAAACCUUUUAGAGGACAGCAUUGAGCAAAUGAUCAGCCCUCCUCCUUGACUGACUUCAAGAAAGAGGUUGACAGUAUUUGUAUAACCUCGGUAUUUGAAGUUAACCCUCAGUGAUGGUUAACUUUCCCACCGCUUCUUAAACAUACAGUGAAUGUCAGGCCUCAAACUGUGUACCUCAUGCUUUAGAUACCCCAGAGUCCUUAUUCCUCACUCUCUUGGGCCCCCCCAAAAAGGUUAAAGAAAAAACACACCUGGAUGUACAUUUCCAAAAUAUAAGAUAAAAAACAAAUAAAAUAAAACCUACAUACAGCAACAGUGUUUCGUGUUGUGUAGGCUCCUAUGAUGUAAGUAAUGGGCCCCGUCUGCUAGCCUACUCCCUAAAAUAUCACUGGUUUGCUCAUUUCUGUAUGCUGAUUGCUUACAUUCUGCAUGGACUGGUUACAUGGCAACAUGUGCAAAUAGCUUUAGAUACCUAUUAAGUCCAUAAAUUACCAUACAGCAUAUAUUCAACACAAAAAACAGUGACAAUUGGUUGUUGACAAAGGACAGCUGGACAUAUAAAGGGCCCCAUUACCUUCAGUAGCUUAGGGCUUCAUCAAACCUAAAUCCAGCCCUGAGGUGGACUGCACUGAAACUGGUACCCCUGAUGCCACGGCUCUUAAAAAUUCAUAUAGAAUAAUUCAUAGCCCACACUUUUCUUGGUUAUCUAUAGAAUCUGAAGGCGAGACGGGGUGUGUGUGUGUUAACCACUCCAGAUGUUUCAACUGCUAAAACUACUAGCCUUUUUAGCUAAUGAUCUCCAGGUAUGGGAAAAACUGGUCAGAACAAUAAGCACCCCCUGAUCUCUCCUAUGACCCUGAUCUGCAGUCGUCCUCAAUUACACAAGGUGGAUAGAUUUCUGUUAUGUACUGAAGUUCUCACCCUGGGCCAGCAGGGGGAUACUGUAGAUAGUUAUGCAAAUGAAGGAUCAAAAGUGACGUUCAGUGAUUGGAUAGUUUUAGAACGUUGCUACAGUAACGUUGUACUGGAGCUCUAUAUAAGCAGGC
Molecule: messenger RNA, 6109 nt
Organism: Podarcis lilfordi (Lilford's wall lizard)
Lineage: Eukaryota; Metazoa; Chordata; Lepidosauria; Squamata; Lacertidae
Source: the annotation of a GenBank genome assembly